AUGCAUGUGUCACCUACAGUGAUCAAUUUUACUGAGGAUUUUGAUUUUGAGGCAAUGAAUAAAAAAUUCAACAAGGAGGAGGCGAGACAGCCUGUUUAUUGCAAGGAUGACUUUUUUGAUUCACUUUCUUGCAAUCCCCUUUAUCGCGAGUCUGGGAGAGGAAAGGUGAAGUUAGCUGAACAAAGGAGAUUAGAUACUGAGACAUUUGGUGAGUUUCAAAGGCAUCAACUUGGUUGUAGCAUCCAUGGUCCAGGCAGGGUAGGACGAUCAAGGGGCUCCUAUCGUGGAAGGGGUUAUGGCCAUGCAGAACGGGGCCGUGGGCGGACUGUUUGGUGUCGUGUCACUUAG
This is a messenger RNA of Ilex paraguariensis (yerba mate), 348 nucleotides long. NCBI's taxonomy places the organism in Eukaryota, Viridiplantae, Streptophyta, Magnoliopsida, Aquifoliales, Aquifoliaceae. The record is from the annotation of a GenBank genome assembly.